This is a messenger RNA of Durio zibethinus, 900 nucleotides long. Its product is annotated as F-box protein PP2-B10-like. Gene Ontology annotation, molecular function: protein binding. The record is from RefSeq and is a predicted model, not a curated record. Lineage: Eukaryota; Viridiplantae; Streptophyta; Magnoliopsida; Malvales; Malvaceae.
AUGGAUAUUACAAAGGUGUUACUGGACGACUGCAUGUCUCUCAUCAUAUCGUUUAUGUCGCCUCAAGACGCCUGUCGAAUGGCCCUUGUUUCUCAAGCUUUCAGGUCAGUUGCAGACUCUGAUGCUGUGUGGGAGACGUUUCUGCCUGUUGAUUAUGAGGAAGUCAUUUCCAAAUCAUCAUCACCAUCAUUGCUUUCAUUGGCAAAGAAGAAGGAUCUUUAUUUCAGUCUCUGUUAUCAUUCCAUUCUCAUUGAUAAUGGUGCUAUGAGCUUUCAACUAGAGAAACAGAAUGGAAAAAAAUGCUGUAUUCUAGGGGCAAGAGCACUUUCAAUUAAAUGGGCUGAUAAACCUGAUUAUUGGAGUUGGAUAUCUCUCCCAGAGUCUAGGUUCUCUGAGGUUGCUAAGCUUAAGAAUGUGGGGAUGCUCGAUGUGAAGGGAAAGGCCAGGCUGAAAAUUUUAUCUUCCAGAACGAACUAUGCAGCCUACCUUGUGUUCAAGAUUGUCAGGGACAGAUAUGGAUUUAGACAUACACCUGUAGAGUUGCGAGUCGCAAUUGAAGGAACUGGUUCAGGGGAAGUGCGUACUGUAAUCUUAGACCCUCGUCCAAAUGCGCCCCACCUAGCUAGAGAGAGGGAAGAUGGCUGGAUGGAGAUCGAAAUGGGUGAAUUCUUCAAUGAAUGUGGAGAUGAUAGGAUGGUGGAAUGUAACCUACGGGAAGUUCAUGAUAAUCAACCUAAGCGGGGCCUCAUUAUCGAAGGAAUCGAGCUGAGACCUAAAGAGAAUAGAACUAUUCGAAUCUCAAAGUUUGACAGCAUUCUCCAAGGUGGGCAUUUGAAAUUUCUUGUUUCUAAGUUUGCAAAAUCCAUUACCUGUAGUAUACUUGAGGUGAUGCAACCAUGA